AUGGCACACUACAUUGACGGGAAAGACUGCAUGAUCUCAGAAUGGAUCCUCCUGAUCUUCGCAUACUGUUUCGUCGCGGCGCGCAUGUACACGCGCUUGUUUCGUCUGCGCUCGAGGUUGGACGCGUCGGAUUAUCUGUUGUUGGCUUCUGCGUUGGUUGCGUUGGGGUUGAUCAUUUGCGAUACACUCACGUAUCAGAUGGGUGUGCUGGAUGAGUAUGAGACGUCGGAGAAGCUGUCGAAGAUCUCGUUCGCCUCGAACUACUUCUACGAUGUCGGAAUGGGUUUCCCCAAACUCAGCAUGCUGGCUUUCUACUGGGCGUUCUUCAACCUUGCUGGUCACCCGGGACUGCGCAAGAUGCUCUUCGGUAUCACGGCUUUUGUCGUUGCGAGCUACCUGACUAUCCUCUUCGACGAUACCUUCUUCUGCGGCACACCUGUUUCCGUCCAGUGGUCUCAGGAAGAGGGCGCAUGCUCCGUCUUCUACGCGCCAGAGCCGUUCAUCUUGAACUUUACCCUGAACUUGGCUUGCUACCUCGCGGUCUACGCGGUUCCUGUUGUGCUCCUGAUGAAGGGUGUGUUGAGGUCAUCGGCCGGUGUUGGUCUUACAUUCGCGCUCGGUGCGCUCACUAUUGCUUCGAGCAUUGUGCGAUUCGCCUGCCUUAAGAUUGGAACAGGGCAGGAAAACCUCGUUUAUCCUUUAAGUAUGGUGGAGAUGACUCUCUCAAUCAUUGUUGUUGCGCUGCCGGGACUCAAGCCACUUGCGAGGAAUACCAAGGUCUAG
This is a messenger RNA of Alternaria incomplexa, 783 nucleotides long. RefSeq lists its product as uncharacterized. The record is from RefSeq and is a predicted model, not a curated record. NCBI's taxonomy places the organism in Eukaryota, Fungi, Ascomycota, Dothideomycetes, Pleosporales, Pleosporaceae. Bases 1 to 783 code for a protein of 260 amino acids. The transcript is spliced from 4 exons.